This is a messenger RNA of Rhipicephalus sanguineus (brown dog tick), 1543 nucleotides long. RefSeq lists its product as uncharacterized. The coding region runs from base 447 to 986 and encodes 179 amino acids. The record is from RefSeq and is a predicted model, not a curated record. The transcript is spliced from 4 exons. NCBI's taxonomy places the organism in Eukaryota, Metazoa, Arthropoda, Arachnida, Ixodida, Ixodidae.
CGUCACUAAACGCAAGGAAGGCCAUGCGUAACGUGGCCAAACACACGACGCACCACCACUCACUCGGCACUUCCCAUGCCUUGUCGAAGCGUCCACGUCGGUGGCGUAUAGUUGGGGUGGGCGACACAUCGAAGAAGAAUCGAUUGUACAUCACCGCCCCACAGUGGCUCGUACGGCGUCGCCCCCUUCCCUCCUCCCCUUCCAUACACCACGACGUCUUCGAGUGAACGCCAGAAGAAGGUAGCGGCGGGGACGGCCCUUGGAAUUGGAAGGUAGCCAUAUACGCUGUCCAUGGCUGGCUCUAUAGCGUGCGUCAGCACCAGUUGAGAUGAGCUGCCGCGUUGCACGUACUAGCAAGCGCAAGCUCUUUCGUUGCUAGGAAAUAGCACCCUUCAGGAGAGAGUCGAGCGAUAAAACAGAGCGCGGAAACGCGAGUUGCUCGUUAUAUGGAUUGUAUUGCACUCGCGGUUCUGCUUCGUCGCGUACACGCCGCUGCUCCAGUGCCAGCGAUGCCGAAGACCAAGAGCGAGCUACUGAUUGUACUCGUUUUAACAGCCGUCGUCACGGGCGCGCCUCCUCACCAGUGCAAGCCCGAACCAACACCUAACUGCUCACUCGUAUUCCCCAGCAUUUUGUUCUUGAACCCGUGCCAGUACGUGUGCUUCGAGCGACUCCUGCUGCCCAGCAUCACCGUCAGAAAACACAACGAUGGGACACUGUGCACGCCCGCUUUCGGCUUCUUGGGCAUUGGAACCUGCCACAACGGCACCUGCGUCCAGCCCGCGUCUCACGGGCCCUCGACGGUGCAGCCGGUGACUCGUAGUCCUCCAAGGGGCACAUUCUUGCCGAGAGACUUGCUGACGCCCUCAGAGCAUGCACACCCCUCGACAAUCGUAACAGGAACCACGGAUCACACCGAUCGCUCAACGGCCGCUACUGAGGAGCGCACUGCAGCGACUUCUCGACCAACUCACAGAAUGCCUUGAAUCACGCACAAGUUCCUAUUAUUGCGUUUUCGAUCUUUUUUUUCCGUUGGAAACUGUAUACCGAGCCCUCUAAAUCGCAUGUAUACGAUUGCAACAUUGCCUGUGUUUCUCCUGCGCACGGCUCUAUCGUGUAGGGUUGUUUUUUAUUUUUAUUUUUUUUUUGCUCGCUGCACCUGUGCAGAAACAUUGUUUAUGAUUCAGCACAGAUGAGAAAUGAGUGAGAAUUUAUAAACAAGGCAUAUUGUGCUGCGAACGAUACUGGCUCUUUGCGAGCUUACCCCUGCGUUGUAGUGUAUUGCCGAUAUUUAAAAAAAAAUAAACGAAGUAGUACAGUUAUUGCUUCGGUAUCUCUUUUCUUUUUUCGUAAUUUCGCUAGGUGAAGGAUUAAAACACGAAGUGAACAAUAAAAAUACGAAGUAAACAUUAAACGUAAAGGACUCAUCGACUCCGAGUUUAACGUCACGAGCUAUCGAAGCACUACUAAUAUAAUGCACCUUUGAGAAUAUUCAUGGGUUGUACCGCAAGCAAAAUGAAACUGCAAAAGCCAAUAAAGUACG